Messenger RNA from Haplochromis burtoni (Burton's mouthbrooder), 299 nucleotides. RefSeq names its product 40S ribosomal protein S17. The record is from RefSeq and is a predicted model, not a curated record. NCBI's taxonomy places the organism in Eukaryota, Metazoa, Chordata, Actinopteri, Cichliformes, Cichlidae. Gene Ontology annotation, cellular component: ribosome. Gene Ontology annotation, biological process: translation. Gene Ontology annotation, molecular function: structural constituent of ribosome.
GUAUGUGACACACCUGAUGAAGCGUAUCCAGCGCGGUCCAGUCAGAGGAAUCUCAAUCAAGCUGCAGGAGGAGGAGAGAGAGAGGAGGGACAACUACGUCCCAGAGAUUUCUGCUCUGGACCAGGAGAUCAUUGAGGUGGAUCCAGACACAAAAGAAAUGCUCAAGAUGUUGGACUUUGGUGGCCUUUCCAAUCUUCAAGUCACUCAGCCAUCCAUCGGGAUGAACUUCAAGACGCCACGAGGACUUUAAAAUCAUGUUUGAUGGCCUCUGAAUAAAGACAGUUGUUAAAAAUGUUCAA